CACGCUUUAAAGUCGGUGUGUGGUUAGAACUUAACGAGAAAAUGUGUUCCGUUAAUGAAACAAAUGUUACUUUAACGGUUGAUGUUUGAAAAAAUGAUUUUUAGUUAUUUUAAGAUAUAAGAUUUUUUUUCAAAAACUUAGCGCUGGAGAGUACCUCACGGUUUCUUUUAGGAUUUGCCUGAUAUUUUGGGUCAAAACUAUGGCCCUCGGAGCAAAUUGUACGAUAAUUGAAAAAAUAAAUCAAGAAUGUCAAUCAUUUUCCCAUAAUAGCUUAAAAGAAGGUUUGAAGCACACAAAUACUUUUUCGUGUUGAGUUUGAAACUCAACAAUUCAGAAAAUACUACAAUAUUUUGUUUCACAACACAUAACUUUUCUCAUCAGACUUGAUUUUAUUUUUACAAGCAUGACUAGUGCUCACGAUAAAUGAUAAUUAAAUUUAUCCAAAGCUAAGCUUGUCUUCACUGAGUCAACCAUGACUAUUAGGUCGGUAGAUAGCAGCGUCAUCUUAUCGCAAGAUAGCGAAACCUUUCCGUUGAUAACAUAUUGAAUAUUUUCUCCAGCAUAGAUUGGUACCGCGCAACCAGAAUCAGUUGUGUUACAAGCCCUGACCUGUGAAAAUGGUGUUUUGGGCCUUGGUGAUUGUCGUUGCGCUCGUCGUUACAGUUUACCGUUGGUAUACGGCAAGUUUCGAUUAUUUCGAGAAAAAUGGAAUCCCGUUCGUUAAACCGUUCCCUCAAUUGUGGGCACUGUUGGCCAAAACAAUGCACGUAAACGAAGCUUCCGCUUUGGGAUAUGAUCAGUUCAGAGAGCAUCGGGUUUCGGGGAUGUUUUCCUUCCGGCAGCCCGGGUACUUGGUUCACGAUCCGGAACUGGUUAAGGAGAUAACGAUCAAGCACUUUGAUCAUUUUACGGAGCAUGCCCACACCUGUCCGGUAGAUGUGGACCCGUUGCUAGGCAGGGCCCUGUUCUUUAUGGAUGGUCAACGUUGGAAGGCCGGAAGGACCGGUUUGAGUCCGGCCUUUACCGGCAGUAAAAUGCGCAACAUGUACGGGCUGCUGUACGGCUGCAUUGAAGGGGCGAUGAAGCGAUUGCUGGAAGACGCCAAAGGUCAAAGCAUGGAGAAGGAGUUCCGAGAUUUGACAUCUAGGAUCGGAAACGACGUCAUCACGUCAAUUUCCUUCGGUGUGGAAAUCGACUCGGUGCAUAACCUCAACAACGAGUUCUACGUUCGAGGCAAGGAGUUGGCAGUUACUGAUGGGUUCCAAGGUUUGAAGAUUUUGCUACUGGCACUCGUUCCGCCAACAUUUUUCCGUAUAUUCGGACUCCGAGUUCUUCCAAAAGAAACUACGAACUUCUACUUCGACCUAGUGUCGAAAAGCAUUCAACACCGCGAGAAAUACGGCAUCAACAGACCUGACUUCAUCACUCUUAUGCUCCAAGCAAGGAAAAACGAGCUGAACGAAGACAAGCAAGAAGACGAAAGCGCCCAAGACGCAGGAUUCAGUACAGCACAAGAACAUCUGCAAUCGUCCACAGAAACCGGAUACUACACGGACGAGGACAUUGCCGGGGUCACCGGAUCGUUCUUUUUCGGUGGAAUCGAAACCACAACCACUGUAAUCUGCUUCGCACUCUACGAAAUGUCCCUCAACCCGGACAUUCAACGAAAACUUCACGAAGAAAUCGAAAGUACACAAAACCAAAUGGACAAAUCCGACAAACUCUCCUACGAAACAUUGCUCAAGCUCAAAUACCUGGACAUGGUUGUUUCGGAGACCCUGCGCAAGUGGCCACCCCUAGGGGUCACCAACCGAGUUUGCGUUAAGCCUUACACGCUGACUGACUACAACGGAGCCAAGAUCACCGUCGAACGGGGCCAGACGCUUCAAAUUCCGAUCGCUUCGAUUCACCGGGAUGUGAAGUAUUAUCCGGACCCGUAUCGGUUCGAUCCGGAACGGUUUUCCGAGGAGAAUCGUCACAAGAUCAACCAGGCUGCCUUCCUUCCCUUUGGCAGUGGACCGAGGAAUUGUAUCGGAUCGAGAUUGGCGCUGAUGCAGGUCAAGUGCUAUCUGUAUCUGUUGUUGAGUAAUUUCCGUGUUGAAAUGUCCCAGAAGACGGAUGUUCCGAUCAAGCUGGAUAAGGGAGCGCUGACCUAUCAUGCGACGAACGGAUUUUGGUUCCACUUGAUCCCGAAGGUUUAGUAAGGAAUUUAUGAAACAUCCUCAAGGAAGAAGGUUUGCGGGUCAUUAAAACGUAUUUCAAGAUUGAAAUUAUUGAAAUUAAAAGCAAAACUGUUG
Messenger RNA from Uranotaenia lowii, 2297 nucleotides. RefSeq names its product cytochrome P450 9b2-like. The transcript has 2 exons. NCBI's taxonomy places the organism in Eukaryota, Metazoa, Arthropoda, Insecta, Diptera, Culicidae. The coding region runs from base 618 to 2201 and encodes 527 amino acids. Gene Ontology annotation, molecular function: oxidoreductase activity, acting on paired donors, with incorporation or reduction of molecular oxygen; monooxygenase activity; iron ion binding. The record is from RefSeq and is a predicted model, not a curated record.